AUGGCGGCAAUUUGCAUCGACGAGCUGCCCUGUCUGGUCUCGUCGAAGACCAAAAAUGACUCGAGGUUAUCUGUGGUAGCAAACGAGGCCUCUCUCCCACCACGCCAUGCCGCGGACCAUCUUGUCGAUGUUUAUUUUCAGUAUCGCACGCCUCAUCUUCCAAUUGUGAACCGCUCCCAAGUUGAAGAAGCUGUUGAGAAUGCAUAUCUGCCCAGAGACGAUAACCGUCCGUCGAAUUGUUCAUUUGACAAGGACAACUUCAUUGCAUUUAUCGUUCUCGCGAUCGCUCUUUGUGACGUGUCCAAUGCAUCUGGAGGUCGCCCAGCUCAAAGCGAGGGUUGCUUCCGAUCCGCUAUCAGCUGGAUCGAGAAACUCAUCACAUACUCGGAAAGUGACGUUGAGACUCUGCGUUGUGUUCUUUUACUGGCACAAUUCGUGGCUCUUUGUCCUUCAUGGGGCAGCUUAUGGCACCUUACUGGUACUGCCCUACGCUUAUGUAUCGACAUAGGGUUACAUUGGGAAAGUGAAGAACAGGCUAUCAAUAUAGAUCCGAGGCUGUUGCAUGAUCGCCGCUGCUUAUGGUUUUCCACUUACCAGCUCGACCGUGACUUGUGUAUCACACUCGGUCGGCCUUUUGGAAUUAUCGACGAAAGCAUCCAAGUUCAACUUCCAAAUCCUUGGGCAGUCUCUUGCCGCUCACUUACGAGUAACUCCUACAACUUUGAUAUCCACAGCCAACGAGCUCAUAAUCACAUAUUCGCUCUGUCUAAACUUCAGUCAGAGAUUCGCCACGUGCUGCACAGUCAUCAAUGGCCUUUGAAAUUAGCAUACCCUAGGGUGAACUACUCGGCAUGGCUCCAAGAUAUCCAGCCUCGUCUUGAAGAGUGGUAUAAUACUGUUCCGCCGCCUAGCAAGGCUCACCCGUUAUCCAUAUUCGCCUGCCAGGCUUAUUGGGACGGUGUCUAUAACAACACAAUUCUUUUGCUGUAUCGGCCAAAUUCAAUAGUCUUGCAUUCGGUGACCGAGGUUUUUAUUUCAUUUGAAGCGGCUUGCAAGCUGAUCACAAGCAUUAAAGCCCUACAACGAGAAGGAAAGAUUGACAUAAUGUGGAAAUGGGUUCACCACCUCUUCAUAGCUGGACUUGCAGUGAUAUACGGCCUGUGGCACUCCAAAGAGAUACGGGACCGAAAAUCUGUAGGAAAUGUGAUUUCUUCGCUUCAGUCCUGCGCCUCGACACUCUCUGCUAUGUCUGAGACUUUCCCUGGUGCUUCAGGAUGUCGAGAUGCAUUUGAUACUCUCUCAUCAGCAACAAUUAACUGGCUAGUCACCAAAGACUCCGAGGAAAUACGACAAAACCCACUUGAAUUUGAGAAACAUGUGAAAGAUUUAAUGUCUGGAUUGCAGCCAUCCAGCAUAGCCAUGGGCACAGCCUACGAGAAAAAUGCCGCCGAUAUGUCUACUAUGUUGUCUACCAACAAUUCAACACUUUGCGAAAUGCUUAGGUCUGCCGCAGAGUGGCCCGAAUUUGAAGAUUUGGAUUUCAGUGACACGGUGCCACGAUAA
Molecule: messenger RNA, 1563 nt
Organism: Penicillium atrosanguineum
Lineage: Eukaryota; Fungi; Ascomycota; Eurotiomycetes; Eurotiales; Aspergillaceae
Product: fungal specific transcription factor domain-containing protein
Exons: 1
Coding region: 1-1563 (520 amino acids)
Biological process (GO): positive regulation of transcription by RNA polymerase II; DNA-templated transcription
Molecular function (GO): sequence-specific DNA binding; DNA-binding transcription factor activity, RNA polymerase II-specific; zinc ion binding
Source: RefSeq, a predicted model, not a curated record